AUGUUUGGGUUUAAUAAUAGUACAGCGGCAAAAACAUUUCGUAUUCGCAAACCAGAGACUGGAACCAAGCAUUACCAACUGCGGCAAUAUGCGGAAGCAACUUUGGGAUCGGGAUCCCUGAUGGAAGCAGUGAAGCUUCCCAAAGGAGAAGAUGUAAAUGAAUGGAUUGCUAUGAAUACUAUGGACUUUUAUACCCAGAUUAAUAUGCUUUAUGGAACGAUUACCGAGUUUUGUACAGAAAAAAGUUGUCCACAAAUGAAUGCGGGACCCAACUUUGAGUACUAUUGGCAAGAUGAGAAGGUAUACGUGAAACCAACGAAAAUGAAUGCCCCAGAUUAUAUUAAUACACUCUUGGAAUGGGCCCAAGAAAAGCUUGACAACAAACGGUUGUUCCCAACAGAAAUUGGUGUCGAGUUUCCGCGCGAAUUCAGGAAAAUUGUCCAACAAGUAUUUCGCCGACUUUUUCGAAUUUAUGCCCAUAUUUAUUGCUCCCAUUUUCAUGUCAUGGUUGCCUUAGAACUGGAAAGUUAUUUGAAUACAUCAUUCAAACAUUUUGUGUUUUUUUGCAAAGAAUUCGAUCUUUUAGAUGGCAAGGAAUAUGCUCCUAUGGAGGAUUUAGUCGAAAGCAUGAUUUAA
Schizosaccharomyces cryophilus OY26 is the source of this 636-nucleotide messenger RNA. RefSeq names its product Sid2-Mob1 kinase complex regulatory subunit Mob1. The transcript is spliced from 3 exons. Gene Ontology annotation, molecular function: protein kinase activator activity. NCBI's taxonomy places the organism in Eukaryota, Fungi, Ascomycota, Schizosaccharomycetes, Schizosaccharomycetales, Schizosaccharomycetaceae. Gene Ontology annotation, biological process: signal transduction; positive regulation of protein phosphorylation; cell division. The coding region runs from base 1 to 636 and encodes 211 amino acids. Gene Ontology annotation, cellular component: nucleus; cytoplasm. The record is from RefSeq and is a predicted model, not a curated record.